AAGUUGUAAAACUUAUUGAAGAUUUUUUUAGUGUUGAACAAGUAAAAAAUGAUAUAGAAUAUACUAAUUUAAAAUUUGACGAAUUUAAAUUAGAAGAAUUUGGUAUUGUUGGAAAAAAUGUAUCUAUAGAAAAGAUAAUCAUUAAAAAUAAUCAAUGA
Molecule: messenger RNA, 158 nt
Organism: Dentiscutata erythropus
Lineage: Eukaryota; Fungi; Glomeromycota; Glomeromycetes; Diversisporales; Gigasporaceae
Source: the annotation of a GenBank genome assembly